This is a messenger RNA of Leptidea sinapis, 2661 nucleotides long. Its product is annotated as zinc finger C2HC domain-containing protein 1C. The record is from RefSeq and is a predicted model, not a curated record. NCBI's taxonomy places the organism in Eukaryota, Metazoa, Arthropoda, Insecta, Lepidoptera, Pieridae. The coding region runs from base 312 to 1667 and encodes 451 amino acids. The transcript is spliced from 12 exons.
ACAGCCUGGCUACUUGACUAGUGGCUCUAGAACGCUAAGUCGCUAAGCGACUGCCGGCUGUUUAAUCGGUGUUGAUUGCCUACACAACAUAAUUUUAAUAAAACGAAAUCAAAUUUCGAAAUUUAUAAAUCGCGGGAAACGGAUGUGUCAUUUUGAAAUGACACAGUCAAAAUUUAUUAAUUUCUGUGUUUGUUUAUUUUAAAAUCGCGUGUUUUUAUUUGAUUUACACUGCUGAAGACUAUUCUUGUUAACUAUUUUAAUUAUUAUAUCAUCUGGUUUUGUGAUUUUGUGUUAAAAAAAAAACAUAUAAAAUGGAAAAAACUGGAGGUUCGAGACUUCUACAGAUGCAGGCCCGUUAUCAGCAAAAGCAGCUGCAAGAAAGGGAGAUGAAGAUUGCGUCGCUGUACGAGGCACAGCAGGCGAGGGCGCUGGAUAGAGUGCGGCAGUCGCCUGGUUCCGGGACUAUCGCCGCGCCCACCCCGCCAUCCACGCACCAGCCGGGAAAGGUGCGUCAAAUGUUCGAAGAACGUCGCACCAAAGCUGGUAUCGACAAGAGUUACCCACUGCAGCCGAUACACAACACGGAGAAGACACAGCCGAAGAAACCGCUGACCAACGGCUUCACCAAAAUGAACUCCAAGCCGCCGGAGAAGAGAAAAGAAGAUCAGAAGACGACAACAACUAGGACACGUACUACAGUCAGCUCGCACAGCGUGAGGAAACAAGUCACACAGCAGUCGCACAAAGUGGAACAUCAGCUAACAAAUGGCUCCGGCGAUCUCAAUCAUAAUCAUGUGACAGAUCUGGACGUUCAACUAUUACCCAAAAGCAAUGGCGAGCGAACAGACCACGUAGACGGUGCAGAUCGUGCAGACUAUCUGUUAGACAAUGAGACGUUCCCUGAUGCUUUAGCGCCUGCACACACGCCACGGAGCCCAGAACCGAACGAUAACAAGCCAGUAGUCAAGAAAACUCCAACAACACAACCGACAAGGACUCUCAAAUCGAGACAGCCUCCUGCAGCUGCGCCAACUAAACGGAUCACUAAUGGAAAUACUGUGAAAUCUGAAGACGGCAACGCACGAGGGGUCAUGCAGCGGAGCGCGAACCCUGUGCCAGUCAGAAGGAAUACAGUGAGUCCCCACUCGUCACGUCCCAACAAGCCCGCGACGCGCGUAGCCAGUUCCCCGCAGGGCGCGGCCAGCGGCGACGCGUGCGCCACGUGCGGCCGGCACUUCGCCCCCGACCGCCUCGCGAAGCACCAGGACAUCUGCCGCAAGACCCACGCCAAGAAACGGAAGCCCUACGACGUGCUCAAGCAUCGGCUGGCGGGCACUGAAGCGGAGCCGUUCAUCAGCAAGCUGCGCAAGCCUCCGUCCCAGAGCAACACGAAGGGCACCAAGUCGCUGAACAGCAACUGGCGGAAGCAGCACGAGGAGUUCAUCCAGGCAAUACGAGCUGCCAAGCAGGUGCAGGCUCACCUCAACGCGGGCGGUAAGCUAAGUGACUUGCCUCCUCCGCCGCCGUCUGAGAACCCGGACUACGUCCAGUGUCCGCACUGUAACCGGCGCUUCAACCAGGGCGCGGCCGAGAGACACAUCCCCAAGUGUGCCAGCUUCCAGUUCAACAAGCCCAAACCGCCCGCCAGACGGAGGUACAAAAUCUAAAGGGAAUUAUCGAGAAAAUAAAGAUAGACGAUCUAGCGAAACAUCAGCUUUGUAAUAAAUUGACCAUUGCUAAGUGUUCAAUAUUUAGGUUACUGUUUUCGAGUCGGUUAUAACCGUAUUGUAUAUUAUCGUAUUUAGAAAUACUAAGUUGGUAUGUCAGAAUCCGAUGAUAAUUUUGUUGAUAAACCAUUACAUUCAUAUUUCUAUUUAGAGCUUGUCAUACAAAUUGUAUUUGCAUUCUCCCUGUUUUAUUUAGUGAAAGCGUUCUAUGACGUCAUAAGUCCGACAACAAAUCAUGGAAGAAUGGGAUUUGAACUUUAAGGAUUAUGUGAUACGGCUCAUUUUGGCAAUUAUAUUAUAUAAUUUUAUUAUGAUGGUAUUGGGCUUCGUCAAUUGCGUUGUUUGUGGGUUAUGGCGGGAACUGUUUUUGGAUUGAUAAUCAGUGGUCAAAUGCCAAAUUAUAAAAGUAGAAUACUAAUACAAAGAUAAGCUUCAAAUAAAUUUUCUGAGUGGAUAAUAACUAAGAAAUAAUAGAAUAUUUAUAUCUAUAAAGUAAAUGACAUAUAUUUUUCCUAAUUUUAAUUGUCAAAUAAUCUAACUGAAGAGCUUAAAAAUGUAAAUUAGUGAUAAUAAGUAUAGUUUAGAUAACCAGGGUUUAAAUUUUGACAUAUAAGAGACAAGAGAAUUAUUGUCAUGUGUGAUAGAAUAACUACAUAUUUGUAUACCGUAAUGUAUAAGAAAUGACACUGAAAAUCAUUUGUUUUUCGUUGAAUAAUCUUAAUUUUAGAAAGCUAUUGUUAAUGUACUUACAUUGAUAAACAGAAUCCUGUAUAAUUAAGCAAGUUAAUGGAUUUAACACAAGUUUUUGCUGUUACAUUAUUUUAUUCACGUUGACAAUGGAUUUAUAUGACUUUGUAUUUUGUUUAAUGCGCUUUUUACUGUUUAUUGCUACUGUAUGUAACGUACUGAUUUUAAAUUAAAUCAUUUUAAUAUA